AUGGGUUUCGCACCUCGAGGCGGACGUGGCGGCGCUGGUCGCGGUGGAGGCGGUUUCCGUGGUGGCGGUGGUGACCGUGGUCGCGGCGGUGGCCGAGGUGGUGCUCGCGGCGGCCGUGGAGGACCUGGCGGUGCUCGCGGUGGCUUUGGCGGUCGUGGCCGCGGCGGCCCUCCCCGUGGCGGUCGUGGGGGCCGUGGUGGAAGGGGUGGUGCUGCCGGCGGUGCCAGGGGUGGCAAGAAGGUCGUUGUUGAGCCUCAUCGUCACAAGGGUGUCUUCGUUGCCCGCGGCGGCAAGGAGGAUAUUCUGGCGACUAUCAACCUGACCCCCGGCGAGUCAGUCUACGGCGAGAAGAGAAUUUCCGUCGAGAAUGCUUCCAAGAACGACGAUGGCACUCCCACGACCAAGACCGAGUACCGUGCAUGGAACCCCUUCCGAAGUAAGCUGGCUGCCGGUAUCCUUGGUGGUAUCGACAACAUCUUCAUGAAGCCUGGCUCCAAGGUUCUUUACCUUGGUGCUGCCUCUGGUACCUCAGUCUCCCACGUCGCCGACCUUGUCGGUCCCACCGGCUGCGUCUACGCCGUCGAGUUCAGCCACCGAUCCGGCCGUGAUCUCAUCAACAUGGCUACCAAGCGCACCAACGUCAUCCCCAUCGUCGAGGACGCUCGCCACCCCCUCAAGUACCGCAUGCUCGUCCCCAUGGUUGAUGCCAUCUUCGCCGAUGUUGCCCAGCCUGACCAGGCCCGUAUCGUCGCCCUGAACGCCAGCCUGUUCCUGAGGAAAGCUGGUGGUAUGCUCAUCUCCAUCAAGGCCAACUGCAUUGACAGCACUGCGCCGCCAGAGCAGGUCUUCGCACAGGAGGUCGAGAAGCUCAAGUCGGAGAAGUUCUUCCCCAAGGAGCAGCUGACGCUAGAACCCUAUGAGCGUGACCACGCCAUGGUGGCGGCCGUGUACCUGCAGAAGGAGUUUGAGGGCUAG
Messenger RNA from Thyridium curvatum, 975 nucleotides. RefSeq lists its product as uncharacterized. Gene Ontology annotation, molecular function: rRNA methyltransferase activity; histone H2AQ104 methyltransferase activity; RNA binding. The transcript has 5 exons. Lineage: Eukaryota; Fungi; Ascomycota; Sordariomycetes; Thyridiales; Thyridiaceae. The record is from RefSeq and is a predicted model, not a curated record. Gene Ontology annotation, cellular component: nucleolus; box C/D methylation guide snoRNP complex; small-subunit processome. The coding region runs from base 1 to 975 and encodes 324 amino acids. Gene Ontology annotation, biological process: box C/D sno(s)RNA 3'-end processing; rRNA methylation.